AUGUCAGGUUCGAGAAGUUUCGAUCUUCCGCAAGAACUUCUUCAAGUCUUACCUUCCGAUCCAUUCGAACAGCUAGAUGUUGCUCGUAAAAUCACAUCCAUUGCUUUAUCGACACGUGUCUCCGCUCUCGAAUCAGAGUCGUCGGAUCUCCGUGAACUCGUCGCCGAGAAAGACAAAGAAAUCGCCGACUUACAAUCUCACGUUGAGUCUCUCGAAGCUUCUCUUUCCGAUGCUUUUCAUAAGCUUUCUAUCGCCGACGGUGAAAAGGAGAAUCUGGUAAGAGAGAAUUCUUCGUUGUCUAAUACUGUCAAGAGGCUACAAAGAGAUGUCUUAAAGCUUGAAGGUUUCAGGAAGACACUAAUGAUGUCUCUUCAAGAUGAUGAUCAAAAUGCAGGAACAACACAAAUCAUUGCGAAACCAACACCAAAUGAUGAAGAUUCUCCAUUUCAACCUUCGAAACAUUCAUCAAUCCAAUCUCAAGCUUCGGAAGCUAUCGAAUCAGCUACAAUUGAUGUCGAAAACGAAGCUCCUAAAUCGAGUUUAUCGAACAGUGUUCCAUUAGUAUCUCAAACUACUACUCCUCGGMUUACUCCGCCUGGUUCUCCACCUACAUUAUCUGCUUCUACUACGCCGAAGACGACUUCGAGACCUAUUUCUCCUCGACGACAUUCUGUUUCAUUCUCUACUACAAGAGGCAUGUUUGAUGAUAAUAGAUCUUCUAUUUCAAUCUCAGAGCCUGGAUCCCAGACCGGACGAACUCGAGUUGACGGUAAAGAGUUCUUCCGACAAGUCAGGAGCCGGUUAUCGUACGAACAAUUUGGUGCAUUCCUUGGAAAUGUGAAAGAUCUUAACGCCCAUAAGCAAACAAGAGAUGAAACACUUAGGAAAGCUGAAGAGAUAUUUGGAAGCGAUAACAGAGAUCUUUUCGUCAUAUUCGAGGGCUUGAUUACCCGCAACGCUCACUAA
This is a messenger RNA of Arabis nemorensis, 966 nucleotides long. The record is from the annotation of a GenBank genome assembly. NCBI's taxonomy places the organism in Eukaryota, Viridiplantae, Streptophyta, Magnoliopsida, Brassicales, Brassicaceae.